CGGCCCGGUAAGGGUUGCAUCAGACUCCCGCUCAGCUUGCUACACGCCCCUCGCAUCCAAGAUUAGCUCCAGCGGGGUUCGGACAUCGCGCUCGGCCGGCCAGUGGUGUUUCACGCGAUCGUGUCUGCUUGAAAGGUGGCAUUAGAGUAGAUCUUUGUGUUUCUGAGGGGUGAAGCGAUUUCAGUUUUUGCUAGUUUCUUGAGCACUGUUUCCCCCUGCCUGGAAGCGCGUUCAGCUGUUGUUCCGAGUUGCUUUGUCGACGCAGGAAGGACGAAAAUGGCGCACGUGUUGAGUGAACAGCUUAGAGCAAUUCUCUCUCCCUUUUGGGCUAGAAAUACUGUGUUGAGAAGGCCAUCAUUUCAUCAUAUACGAGGAAUAUCAACAACAUCAUCCCAAAAAUGCUUAGACCAGCAAGCAUCCAUAAAGACUGCUACCUCCAUCCAGACAUCAUAUGGCCAGCCAUUCAGUUCCACACACCCGCAUCUCAUGAAAGAGGGGGAGGUGACACCCGGCCUCUCGUCUGACGAGUACUGCAGCCGGCGUCACCGGCUGAUGGAGCUGCUGACCCAGCAGAUGGCUGCCGCCCAGCCACGCCACCAUGUGGUGAUCGUGCCGGCAGCGCGGAUGGCCUACCUCUCUGAGGACAUCCCGCACCCAUUUCGUCAGAACACCGACCUGCUCUACCUGAGUGGCUGCCAGGAGCCAGACACGGUGCUGGUGCUGCACUCUGUGCCCGGCCGGCCGGCGCCGGCGCACACCAGCGCGCUCUUCGUGCAGCGCAACACGGCGCACCGUCAGCUGUGGGAGGGCGGCUGCACGGGCCCGGCCGCUGCGCCGCAGCUGCUGGGCGUCGACGAAGCGCGCGCCGCCGCCGAGCUGCAGCGCUACCUCGAGUGCCUGGCAGCCGACUUCGCUGGCGCGCGCGCCGCCGUCUGGUACGACUUCCAGGCAGACCUGCAGGCGCCGCUCAAUGCCACCGUGCGUGACUUCGUCGGCGCGCUGAGCGGCGCCGGCCUUGAGUCGCCGCGCCGUGCCGUGCAGUCGCUGCGCCUGCUCAAGUCGCCGGCCGAGCAGCGGCUGAUGCGGCGCGCGGCACGCUGCGCCGCCGCCGCCAUCCGCGACGCCAUGGCCGCCUCGCGGCCCGGCGUCGGCGAGCACGAGCUGUACGCGCGCGUCGACUUCGGCGCGCGCAUGCGCGGCGCUGAGCGGCUGGCCUACCCGCCCGUGGUGGCCGGAGGGGAGCGCACCAACGUCAUCCACUACACGCACAACAACCGCACGGUGGAGGACGGGCAGCUGGUUCUCAUGGACGCAGGCUGCGAGCUGCACGGCUACUGCAGCGACAUCACGCGGACGUGGCCCGUCAAUGGCACCUUCUCCAGCGACCAGCUGCUCCUCUACACCACUCUGCUGGAGGUGCAGGAGGCGCUGAUUGAGGUGGUAAGGACGUCCCGGCCCACUCUGGACGGCCUGUACGGUCACAUGUUCCGCAUGCUGUCGGAGCGACUGGCCCACCUCGGCCUGGUCGGAUUCAACCGGGAGAAGGGAGAACUGUUCAGGUCGGUGCAGCGCUUCUGCCCACACCACGUGGGCCACUACCUCGGCAUGGACGUGCACGACACCGGCCUCAUGCCCAAGAACCGGCCGCUGCAGCCGGGCAUGGUCAUCACCGUGGAGCCAGGUCUGUACGUCUCGCCUUCGGACACCAACUGCUCGGAGGGCUUCCGCGGCAUGGGCUUCCGCAUCGAGGACGACAUCCUCAUCACGGAGGAAGGCUGCGAAGUGCUCUCGGCCGACUGCCCCAAGACGGUGGAGGCCAUCCAGGCGGCCGUCGGAAGCGGCGCGCACCUGCCAACGUUUUCAGGCGUUUGAUGUCGUUGGCACGGCUACCCGCCAGGGGGCCAACCGGCAGGCGGACACGGAAGGGUAGCUAGCGGGUGGUUGGCCGUAUACAGCGCGUGGUUGGGGUCUGGUCCUCGCGCGUGACGAGCCUGUUAUCUCAGGGCCGGGUGCGGCGCGCGUCGGACCGGUGCGUGGUGUAUCUGUGAGUGCAGCGUGACUCGAAGAGACGGCGCUUAGAGCAUAUGGUGUGCGAACGGACAGUGGAGCGAUAGACGGCGCCCCGUUUUGAAAGUCUGCGGUCUUGCAGGCUCAAGUUAUGCGUGCUGCGACGGUCCUGCUCGUUCUAUUGCUCCCGACGGUCUUCUGACGGUCGGGCGUGGCCUUUGUACUUUUGAUAACCCACCUAAUCAAACGUCUCCUGUUGACUUACUGUUUUAUGCAGUUGCUGACGUACAAAACUAUCGCGGACGUGCCCAUACGAAGGAUGAAUGGGUAUUAUCGCACCGUGAUGGCUGACAUUCGUUGUAUCGGGAAGGGUGUAUAAACCAGAGGCUUUGGUGGAUGUUCUCUCAUUGUAGCUGUGGGUGCAGGGAAGUUGGCCCUGUUCUUAAAAUGCAGGCUGUUUGUUUGAUAAGCCAUAAAUAUACAUGCUAUCGAUUCA
Pollicipes pollicipes is the source of this 2503-nucleotide messenger RNA. Its product is annotated as xaa-Pro aminopeptidase 3-like. The record is from RefSeq and is a predicted model, not a curated record. The transcript has 8 exons. The coding region runs from base 277 to 1872 and encodes 531 amino acids. Gene Ontology annotation, molecular function: manganese ion binding; metalloaminopeptidase activity. Lineage: Eukaryota; Metazoa; Arthropoda; Thecostraca; Pollicipedomorpha; Pollicipedidae. Gene Ontology annotation, cellular component: mitochondrion. Gene Ontology annotation, biological process: proteolysis.